Messenger RNA from Adineta ricciae, 453 nucleotides. The record is from the annotation of a GenBank genome assembly. NCBI's taxonomy places the organism in Eukaryota, Metazoa, Rotifera, Eurotatoria, Adinetida, Adinetidae.
AUGUAUUCAAUUCGUCCACAUAGUUCAGGAAAUCUCGAAUUGAACUUACCCACGUCGAUGUAUUCGGUUAGACCAAUCAUUGAACAAACCACUCCUAGUGAAUCAGCGUUGGAGGGUAUUCAAAAACGGCAAGAUGCUUUAUUAGAAAAGAUCGAGUAUCUGUACAAUCAGAUUCGUCUAUAUCAAGACAAAGCGUCAACUCCGCCUAGUCACGAAGAAUUUGUCGUGCAUCUUUCGGCGAAAAAUCCAUCGGCAAAGAUUCUCGAUACGAUUCGACAAUUUCAUGACAAUCAACUGCCAAACUUAUCUUCGUCGAACAAUGCAAAUCGAUCAUUAAGUAUCAUCUGGGCUGAUGAGAAUGACCUUUCUUCAAUGUUUCAUUCACAUAUGAGAAUCAACGACGAGCAUCAAAUUGUUAAUUUACUUUCUCAUCACUUAACAAAUAUGAAUUGA